Mastomys coucha (southern multimammate mouse) is the source of this 862-nucleotide messenger RNA. It is a transcript of the gene Mrpl30, whose product is annotated as mitochondrial ribosomal protein L30. NCBI's taxonomy places the organism in Eukaryota, Metazoa, Chordata, Mammalia, Rodentia, Muridae. The transcript has 6 exons. Gene Ontology annotation, molecular function: structural constituent of ribosome. Gene Ontology annotation, cellular component: large ribosomal subunit; mitochondrion. Gene Ontology annotation, biological process: translation. The record is from RefSeq and is a predicted model, not a curated record. Bases 280 to 762 code for a protein of 160 amino acids.
CUUCUUUGGCGCUUUGUGAGUGGGCCUGGACCCAAAAAACCUUUCCCGGAACCAAAGAACCUUAUGCUCCGGGAUGGCAACGGCGUGGUUUGAGUGUUGCACUGGGUCCACCUGUGUCUGUUCCGCUCCUUCCGGCUGCGGCGACUUUCGGGGUGGACACAGCGGUCGUCGGUUCCCACUAUGUAACCCCGACUGGAAUUCUGUCCACUUUGACCACCAUUGGUGUUUCCCAUCCCUGAUCUCCUGGUAGAGCCUCUGAAGAGGAGAAUUGCCACACCUAUGGCAGGAGUUCUGCGCUCAGUAUUUCAGAGGCCUCCAGGCAGACUACAGACUGUGAAGAAAGGUGCAGAAUCUCUCAUUGGUACAGAAUGGAUUCGUCACAAAUUUACCAAAUCAAGAAUUCCAGAUAAAGUGUUUCAGCCUACACCUGAAGAUCAUGAAAAGUAUGGUGGGGACCCCCAGAACCCUCAUAAACUGCACAUUGUCACAAGAAUAAAAAGUACAAAGAGGCGUCCGUACUGGGAAAAAGAUACCAUCAAGAUGCUCGGACUACAGAAGGCACACAGCCCUCAAAUUCACAAGAACAUCCCGUCGGUGAAUGCAAAGCUGAAAGUUGUUAAACACCUGAUACGCAUCCAGCCCCUGAAGCUGCCACAGGGACUUCCCACAGAAGAGACCAUGUCCAGCACGUGCCUCAAGAGCACUGGGGAGUUGGUCGUGCAGUGGCAUCUGAAGCCCGUGGAGCAGGAAGCGAAGUCCUGAUGCCACACAGCUUCAGCUCACAGAUGCACUUGCUGAGGAAUCCGUUCUCAUUAAAGUGUAUGCUCCUUCAGUCAUCUCUGCUGAUGGAAUCCUGAUGCUA